Messenger RNA from Diversispora eburnea, 1371 nucleotides. The record is from the annotation of a GenBank genome assembly. Lineage: Eukaryota; Fungi; Glomeromycota; Glomeromycetes; Diversisporales; Diversisporaceae.
AUGGCAACUAAAAUUUCCACAGAGAUAUUAACUAUAAUUUUAAGAAAUGUUCAAUCAUCACGUUUAACUCAAGAUUUAUAUCCAUCAUUAUUAGUUAAUCGAAUCUGGUGUAAAGUUACUAUACCGUUACUUUGGGAAUUAACGUUUGGCAAAAAAUGUUAUAAGGAUGAUAAGAGGAAGUUGAAAAAGAAAGCAUUAUGUAUUCGAACUUAUAUAUCAUGUAUGGAUACUCAAGCUAGAACUUUGCUUACUCAAAAUGGAUUUAAUUUAUCUUCUUCACCACCUCAAGCUAUUUUUGAUUAUCCAUCAUUCACUCAUAAAUUUAUUAUCAAAAAUUUAGUUUAUUUUAUUUCUAUAUAUUCACAACAAAUCAUUGAUCGUUGCACAUUUUUGGAAUAUUUUAAACUACAUGAAAAAUUUUCUAAAAAAAAUCGUAAUUAUGGUGAUUUAAUUACUACAAUUCUCGAUUUACCCGGUGCGCCAAAAGUUUUUAAAAAAUUAGAAAGUUUUACUGCGAUAAUAAGAAAUAAUGAACAGAUUCGUCCAUUAUAUGAAUCAUUAGCAUUAAUUUUAAAAUUUAUUAAUGUUCAAAAACGUUUAGAAAAUAUAACAAUUUAUGCUAGUAACCUAGAUUGCAAUUCAUUAUUAUGGGCAAUAAUUAGUCAAAAAGAAACAUUAAAGAGUCUUUAUUUAAUGUCAGCAAAUUUUUCUCAUUUCAAGGAGAAAUCAUCACCAAUUGGACAAUUCACUUCGCUUCAAAAACUUUAUAUUGAAAAUUGUGAUGGAUUGGAUAAUUCGGAUUGUUUAUUCUUGGCUUCAUCAUUUACUCAAUUGAAUAGUUUUCAUUAUUUUCAUACAAGAAAUCAAUUUAAUGGGUAUGCUCAAGAAUUUAUUAUAAAAAUUCUCGAAACAGCCAGUACAAAUUUAAGAAAUAUUUGUCUAGUUUUGCAUCGCAAAAUUACUUUUGGUAAAUUUUCAACAAUUAUGAAUUAUUGUACAAAGAUUGUCGAAUUAGCUUUAUAUAAUUUAAAUCCUGAACAAGUAAUAGCAAUAUUUAAUAAUAAUUUUAAUGAAUUGAGAAAAUUUUCAUUUGGUUGUGGAGGAGAUGGAUUUGAUGCUAAUGAAUUAUUAUGUAAAAUGGCCGAGAAUAUACCAAAAUCGCUUGAAACUAUUAAAAUUAUAAUGUUUUAUGAAAAUCAAUGGAUAUUCAGUGCUGAUAGUUUAAGAAAAUUUUUUGAAGGAUGGCAUCAUAAAGGAGGAAGAAAUAAAAGGAUUAUUGUAAAACGCCCAAAAAAAGCGCGACUAUUUACAUUAAGUGAUGAAAAUAUUAAAGUUAUUGAAGAAUAUGGGGUUCAAUUUGAUAUAGAAUAA